AAAAAAGAUUACUGAGUGGAGUAAAACAAAUUGGCGCCAAAACGUGUUCUGCUCUGUGACGUAGAUGGAAUGAAGUGGAGAGAGUUCUGUGCGAGCCUAUGGCUGCGAAGUUCCACUGUCAGAACGAAGGGCGGGGCCUGGAGAUGUCAUUCAACCACUGACUGACAGAACUAUUACAAACGUGCACCCGAGACCUAUUAUGUAUGAUGGCAGAAGCCGGCGAACCCGUACUUUUCACUAAAGUAACGGUUUAUUCUCUACUCGCAUGCGUGGCUCAAUUUGCUGUCGGGUUUGCUUUCGCGCAAAAAUGGGGGAAUAAAUGUUCAGCUGUUGAUCGGUGGGUCCUCGUGUGGUUAUUUUACGACGCAAUAGUUCAUUUUACACUGGAGGGACCCUUCGUCUACAUGUCACUUGUUGGAAAUGUAGCAACUUCUGACAAUCUAUUGGCAGAACUAUGGAAAGAAUAUGGCAAAGCAGAUGAGCGGUGGUUAUACUCAGACCCGACAAUAGUAUCUCUAGAGCUUCUGACUGUGGUUUUAGAUGGUUCUUUGGCCCUGCUUCUGGUCUACGCCAUCAUUAAAGACAAACACUACAGGCACUUUGCUCAGAUCACGCUGUGCGUGUGCGAGUUGUACGGGGGCUGGAUGACCUUCUGUCCAGACUGGUUAAUCGGAAGCCCGAACCUGAACACCAGCAGCUGGCUGUACCUGUGGGUCUAUCUGGUGUUCUUCAAUGGGAUCUGGGUGGUGGUGCCUGGGCUCCUCCUCUGGCAGUCAUGGAGGGAUUUAAGAAGAAUGCAUCAGUAUCCAAAGAAGAAGAACAGAUAAACUCAGAAGAAGUCUGAAAAUUAGUAAUUAACCGUAUAAUCAUUGCAGUUAUAAUUAGCCUUUGAAACUCAACAGAAUGAGAUGUAGAGAGGGUGUGAUGCAGUUGAUUAUUAUACACAUUUAUUGCGUACACAGGGGAACGGUUGUCAAGCGUAUCUUUGCAUAAUUGCUGUGAUAAAGACACAAAGGAAGCUCACACCAAACCACUGACUCAUAGCUACUACUAUCUGCAUUCCUGUCUAUGACACCUAACACUGAAUGCCUUGUCACAGCACCUCUUUUACAUCAAUUUUGGGUCAUGUUUCCCUGCUAAUCCUCCUCACCAAACUACCUUAUCCAGAUGACUAUAAAUAGUUAUGUCAGUUUAUGUUUCAUCACACCCAUUUACUUCUCCUUAAUAUAAGGAUGAAUCAUGUUUCUUUUUACACAGACUCUGCUAUUGAGCUGGCUGUUUUUCUUGCCAAGUUAUGACAGCAUAAUAGGUGACCUGCUAUAUUUUGGUCAUAGUCAGUCAGUUAUUUGCAGGUCUGACCAAGAAAUAAGUUAAAAGAAUUACUUCAUCAUUGUAAUUUCACAUGCUAAUUUGCUGCACAGUUUAGGCAUUGUAAUUUCACUACAGCUUCAUGUGUAAAUAAUAACACAGUUUCAUUCUUUUAUAGGAAAUACUUUGAAAUAAGGUUCCAUUUGUUAAAAUUAGUUAACUACAUUAGUUAACACAUGUCUAAAACAUUUAUUAAUCUGAUAUACUGAUAAUUAAACCUGCUGUUCAUAACUUUUUUUUUUGGUUAAAAAUUAUCCAGAAUUAAUUUUUGAGCAUGUACAUAACCAGCCAGUGUUCAAAACUAUCUCCUUAUCUUAGUCUGAUUCACAACGGUAAGCUUGUAAUAAUG
Molecule: messenger RNA, 1717 nt
Organism: Megalobrama amblycephala (Wuchang bream)
Lineage: Eukaryota; Metazoa; Chordata; Actinopteri; Cypriniformes; Xenocyprididae
Gene: ebpl
Product: EBP like
Exons: 4
Coding region: 204-827 (207 amino acids)
Biological process (GO): sterol metabolic process
Cellular component (GO): membrane; endoplasmic reticulum
Molecular function (GO): cholestenol delta-isomerase activity
Source: RefSeq, a predicted model, not a curated record